AUGUGGCCUUGCAGGGCUGAGUGCACAUUGUUGAUGAGCUUUCUGGAUUUGCAGUCAGUGUUGCAGCUUUGGUCGGCAGUUCGCCGAGCUCGAGCGGGCCAUGACCUUCUGUUGAACUGCGCUUUGCAAGCGACGGGGGAGCAGAGAUGGCGACGCAUCAGGAUGUGGAAGUUGUGGCUCUCAGGCAGAGCGGACAUUGACAUCGCCACCGCGCGCGAAUUGAUCCAUCAGAUCGACGACUUGAUGCGCCCGUGCCGCUGUAUUUCCAGGGCCUUAGCGCAGGACGCGCAGCUGGCCGUCAGCCAGCUCGUAUCGGCUAGACUGCGGUGGGUUCUUCGGAUGCUACUGCUGCAGAACCAGGCAUUCGAUGCAGAAUUGUCUAUGGCGGGAAUCUUCGAGGUGACUUCCAUAGCUCGUGGAUCAAUUCUGGAGGCAGUGACUUUGGGGAGGCUUCUGCUCCUGCCAGUACUUCUGACAGACGAGGGGGCUGGUCCUGAAAUUCCGAACCUCAGCUUGUGGAAGUCUUUCCUCCACCAGUGUCAUGGCCUGUGGCUGGACGCGUCACGCUGUCCUUGGACUUGCAUUGAUUUCUUUGGACAUGGAGAUGCAGUGCAGCUGAAUUUGGAGGUGAGCCGUGGUGAGCUAGCUGCACUGUGCGAUUUCCCGUCGCGGCUCUGGAGAGAUGCCUUCGAAGCCGGCUUUGGCAGCCUUGGGAACGCUGGGAGGGCGACGAUCUCGUUGUGGAUCUCGGCAGUAGACGUCAGUGCCCACAUCUGUCUGCCAGAGACGGAUGGACACAGUGGACACAAUCUACGUCUCAAUUGUAUCGUUCUUGGCUCCGAUCUGGAGAAGAUGAGUUUCUUUAGUGGUCAGAAAGGCCGCAUUGAGAUUAAUUCAACAACUGCAUCUGCCGCCAAAGUGAUUAUGGUAAAGGACCUGGGGACUGAAAGCUUCGAGCGUCUCGCCGUGGCCGCAUGCGAAUCGUUGGUGCGGGUUGCUUGA
Messenger RNA from Symbiodinium sp. CCMP2456, 1002 nucleotides. The record is from the annotation of a GenBank genome assembly. Lineage: Eukaryota; Dinophyceae; Suessiales; Symbiodiniaceae.